This is a messenger RNA of Trichoderma gamsii, 789 nucleotides long. RefSeq lists its product as hypothetical. The transcript has a single exon. Lineage: Eukaryota; Fungi; Ascomycota; Sordariomycetes; Hypocreales; Hypocreaceae. The record is from RefSeq and is a predicted model, not a curated record. Bases 1 to 789 code for a protein of 262 amino acids.
AUGAACCACCUCCAAGACGAUGGCGAUCUUCCGCCUCCAUACUCUCCGAGCGCAAAUGCAUCCAGCAGCACCUCAGCCCAGCAUCCAGACCCUCAAUCUUAUUCAUCGCUCUUUUCAUCGCACGUGGCCAAUCUUCGGACCCAAAUCUCCGCGUCGCAGGCUUACCGAGCCUCACUCACAGACGAUCGCGACAGCUACAUCUUAUCCAUCAUCUACCCACAUGUGGAGGAAUUCAUAUCGUCGAUUUCUGAAAUACAUCCGACGCCGAGGCUUGCAGAGGCGAUUCUAGUACCCGAUGCAGCGGUCAGCGAUGGCUGGAAGUUCAAUGAUGAAGACGAUAAGCGAGAUGGGGAAUACAGGACGCUGAUUCGCAUUUGCGAGGGCAAAAAGAAAGAUGUCAAUGACGACAAGAAACAGUGGCCGUCCGAAAAGGGAUCUGGUAGCCGUAAUGAAAACAAUGAUGAGAACAGCCUAGCUUUGUGGUGGGAAAGCGAAAGUACAGCGAUUCGGCUUGCCAAGCACUUACAACCUCAGCGUCCAGCUUCUUCUUCGACAGAUGGACAAGCUGCCAAAGAACGCAGCAGCAAAAAGUCUGGUAUUCGGGGGUUGUUCAAAAGAUCUGAAGAGGUGCCGCAGAAUGUUCCUUCAAAGGAAGAGAGACCUGUGGAAAGAGUGACGAUGACUACAAGAGCAGAAGAGAUCACCUUCAGAAAAGAGAACGAGCUUGGGAUCUGGGAGACUAGGACUGGAUGGGGGAUCAUCUUGCGAGUGAGGAUUCACAGUUCUUGA